Pecten maximus is the source of this 2446-nucleotide messenger RNA. Its product is annotated as RNA N6-adenosine-methyltransferase mettl16-like. Bases 185 to 2077 code for a protein of 630 amino acids. Lineage: Eukaryota; Metazoa; Mollusca; Bivalvia; Pectinida; Pectinidae. Gene Ontology annotation, molecular function: 23S rRNA (adenine(1618)-N(6))-methyltransferase activity. Gene Ontology annotation, biological process: rRNA base methylation. Gene Ontology annotation, cellular component: nucleus. The record is from RefSeq and is a predicted model, not a curated record. The transcript has 8 exons.
GAGAUUUGGACGUUGUUUCAAAGUCUGCGCCAAUAUACGUUUUUCUGACGUUGUUCAACUUGUUGAUAUAUUUUUGGGUUAUGUAGUAAGAUCUAAGAAGAUCCCGACUGUGUCAACGAGGGAUAGAUAUUCAUUGGUCAUUCAAUAUCGUCAGAAUUUGGAUGUGAUAAGCAGCAGUUUCAGAAUGGCAUUAAAUAAGUUCAUGCACCCAAGGAACCUUUACAAAAAUAAGAAGCCAAACUUUCAAAAUUUAGCUCUUAAAUAUCCUGACUUCAGGAAAUUUGUGUUUCCUGAUGUUACAGGAAAACUGUUUCUGGAUUUCAAGCAUCCUGAUUCACUGAGGCAGCUUUCGAUAACUUUGCUGAAAGAAGAUUUUGACUUAAAAUUGGAACUUCCUUUAGAUAGGCUUGUCCCUACAGUACCACUCCGUCUGAAUUACAUACACUGGCUGGAGGAUGUCCUUACUGCCUCAAGGGCUGGGAAAUGUAUAAAGGGUAUAGACAUAGGUACAGGCUCCAGCUGUAUAUACCCUCUACUGUCCUGUAGAAUUAACAAGGACUGGACAUUCCUGGCUUCUGAGGUGGAUGAGAAGAAUUUUAUAUACACACAAAGAAACAUAGAAAACAAUGGUAUGAAGGAGAGAAUAAAAGUGAAGAGAGCUAGUGCUGUUGAUGAGACUGUUCUGUGCAGUGUACUGGAGGAUGAAUCGGACAUGUUUGACUUCUGUAUGUGUAAUCCACCCUUCUUUGCUGAUCAUUUGGAGGCCCAAGCUGUUGCUAAAUCUCGUAACUACAGUCGGACUGACCCCAAGUCUGCAUGUACAGCCAGCUUCACAGAGAGUAUUGUAGAAGGGGGUGAGGUCAACUUCCUCAAGAGGAUGAUAAAAGAUUCCAUGGAACUUAGGAACAAAAUAAGAAUCUACUCCAGCAUGAUUGGUAAGAAGAGCUCCUUACCCCCACUGAAAGAAGAACUACGAAGACUCCAGGUCCCCAAGUUCACCACAACAGAGUUCUGUCAGGGAAAGACAAUGAGGUGGGGACUUGCAUGGACAUUUGACCAAACUGUCAGUUUCCCAAAGUCCCUUUUCCAAGAAUCUAAGAAAGAGCGUCCACCACUAGUGUACCAAGUGCCACGUUCUACAACUGACCUAGACUACGAUGUCACACACAUCAGUGCCAGGAUACGGGCAAUGCUGGCAGAUCUCAAGAUCCAGUAUGACAUCACACUGAACCAAAAGUCCCUGGUUAGGAUGACAUUGGUCGCUAAGGAAAACACAUGGUCCAAUCAGAGACGAAAACGGCGACAGAAAAAACAGCAAAAGGCAAAGGAGGAGAUGGAACCUUCCACAGGCGUUGAAAACCUUAAUGAGAUAACAAAAGGUGAACCGUGUGAUGCAAAAUCACAAUGUGAGGAUCAUCUUUCUGCCUCAAAUGAUACAAAAAUUGAUCAACAAAAUAUCGCUAAUAACUUGAGUGGGAACUCUUGUUCCAAGGAUAAUGAGGAGAAACAUCUAACAUUUCAGGAGAAAACAAGUCUAGAUGAACAGGAAAUGGUAUGUGUGGAAGACAGUAACAAAGAAAGUGUCAGCCUGAGUUCAAUUUCAGUGCAGGCACAAAGUGAGGAGAUUAUGAUAGACAAAAACAAUAUAUAUAGCAGUCCCAGCUCAUCAGUUACUGAGAAAGGCAAGAAAAGAAAAUUACCAGGAUCAGAUGAAAAACCUGAAGUUAUAGAUAGAACAUUAGAACCAUCAGCAAAACGUCAAAUGUUAAAUUCAGAGACUGAAAGUAAUGUGGUCAUUAAUCCAGAAUCAAAACUGAAAAUUGAGCCGUCUCUAUCAUCUACAAAAGAGGCUGAAUCUAUAUGCCUUGAUAAAAAGACUUCAGAGGAAAUGGUGAACGGUUACUGUGAACAUUUCGGGGAGUCGGUAGAGGAGAAAGUUUUCCUGAAAUGUUUUUUGAAGGUGAAGUUGUCAACACCACAUGUUGUGGUGGAGAUGAUGUGGGUGGAGGGAGAAAACAGGGAAUCGAUGCAUCAGGUCUUACAAUAUAUCAAAAACAGAACGUCAGUCACUAUAUAACGGUUGUAACCCAUGGCCAUGAGUACCCAAGUGUUGGUGGUAACUGGCACAUGUAUGUGUUAUGCACCUUUUGAAUGUGCCAUGACAAAAUUUAAGGCUUUGUGUACCUGUUGUCUUUUUGAUUGAUAUUAUUUAAGUGGUGGUGUAUAUUAUCUCUUUGUUACAGAUUUUUUAAAAAGUAACGUUGGAGCACACUAAAUGCUCAUAUACCCCGGUAUUUACAUGUACAUGUAUAUAUCUUUGUUAAAAAAGUCCUCUUGGAGCACAAUCAGAGCUCAUACUCAUAUAUCUGUUAUAUACAUGAACAUUUUGUAUUCCCAUGUAUCCUUUGUUAAAUAAAAGCUCAUAAUAUUGUCAUACAUGUCAAAA